Messenger RNA from Syngnathus typhle (broad-nosed pipefish), 4323 nucleotides. It is a transcript of the gene camk1b, whose product is annotated as calcium/calmodulin-dependent protein kinase Ib. Gene Ontology annotation, biological process: peptidyl-serine phosphorylation. The coding region runs from base 1253 to 2410 and encodes 385 amino acids. Gene Ontology annotation, cellular component: intracellular anatomical structure. Gene Ontology annotation, molecular function: calcium/calmodulin-dependent protein kinase activity; calmodulin binding; ATP binding. Lineage: Eukaryota; Metazoa; Chordata; Actinopteri; Syngnathiformes; Syngnathidae. The record is from RefSeq and is a predicted model, not a curated record. The transcript is spliced from 12 exons.
UUAUGAUGCAUUUGAAAUAGAAAAGGUUUUAUUCCGCGCGGGCCAUUAGAAGAAAUAAAAUCAUUUCUCACAUUUCUAGAGCUGCACUUGUCACAAUACUUCCACUUUAAUCGUGACUGUAGAAAUGUCAUAGGUGUCAUAUUUCAUUGAAAGAAACUUCCUUGUGCAGUUAGUAUUUUAGAUGCUUAUCAAACGUUCACUUCUCAAGAAAAUCGCAUUGUUUCAAUUGUUCCGACAGCACGCCCUGACUGACAUAAGCCUGACAGAUUGCUGUGCGGUUGUUUUGGAUGACUUAUGCAAAGUUCAAAUUGUGUAUAGCAAACACACAAAUGGUUGCACAGAACUUAGUUCAACAAAGUGACCGUAAUAUUUGCAUCACAGCUGCCACCUGCUGUGAGACACUAAAGCAAUUUGGACUCUCAAAUGCCAUCGCGGCUCCGUUUGGGUUUCUAUGACGACACAUAGAAGCUCCUGGCCAAGGCAGCAAGCGGGCCACCCAAUGUGUGUGUCACACACGUGAAAUAUGUAAACCUCUGCUAGAAUAUACUCCAUUCAUGUCUACUGCCAGAUCAUUGAAGACAGCUUUGCAUUCAUCACCGCUCGAUUCCACAUGAGCUAAUUGGAGAUGAUUUACGGAGCUAUUUCCUUGUAACAAACGGAACGUUACAUCAUCUUAUAUGGCCCGACAGGGAAGUAGUUGCUGGCAGCAGGAACAGAGGAGGCGUCAGGAACGCUGAUAUGAACUGAGCUAUUUUAGUCUGCCAGGUCUUGAGUUCGAGACACUUUGAGGGUUUAUAUGAUGAUGUCUUUGGCAGCCUCUCGCUCAAACCGGAUGACGGGGACAGACAUAGGAAUGCUGAAAUUCUGUGCAAAGAAACAAUUUCAUAAGAAAUGCUAUCUGAAGGUUACUUAUUAACUGUCAUAAAUUCCAAUUAGGCAAUGAGUAAGUGACUGAAUAAAGAUAAGACCAUCACCAUCAUGUUUUUGACCUUUUAUAUUCAUAGUGAGUGGGUUUUUCCAGAAAUUGCACAAAUACCGUGGUGUCCCACUUUUGAUGUUCUGAUGGACAAAGUGAUACAUUUCAUUGUCACACUGCACCAAGUAUGUCCUCCAACAUACGCCAACUGGCAAAUCCAGGACAAAAAGCCCCAAAAUCAAACUAUUGACAGGACAACAAGCACAAUGCCUCCAGAGAAAAUUCAUCCAUCAUCACCAUCAUCAUCGUCACGUUUCUGACCGGAACAACAAGAAGAUGCCGCUGGGUGACGACUGCCAUAGCUGGAAGAAGAAGACAACGGACGUGAAGGAGCAUUAUGACUUCAAAGAUAUCCUCGGAACGGGAGCCUUCUCUGAGGUGGUCCUGGCAGAGGAGAAGAGGACCCAAAGGUUGGUGGCCAUCAAGUGCAUCCCCAAGAAGGCGUUGGAAGGCAAAGAAAACAGCAUUGAGAAUGAGAUUGCAGUGCUGCACAAGAUUAAACAUGCCAACAUUGUGACUCUGGAAGAAAUAUUUGAAAGUAAAUCGCACCUCUACCUUGUCAUGCAACUGGUGUCUGGUGGGGAAUUAUUUGACCGCAUCAUAGAGAAGGGCUUCUACACAGAGAAAGAUGCCAGUAAACUCAUUCAGCAGAUUCUGGAUGCUGUCAAAUAUCUCCAUGACAUGGGAAUCGUGCACCGAGACCUCAAGCCGGAGAAUCUGCUCUACUACAGCAUGGAGGAAGACUCCAAAAUCAUGAUCAGCGACUUUGGUCUGUCGAAAAUCGAGGGUUCUGGUAGUGUGAUGGCCACAGCCUGUGGAACACCCGGAUAUGUCGCCCCUGAGGUUCUGGCCCAGAAGCCCUACAGUAAAGCAGUAGACUGCUGGUCCAUUGGAGUCAUAGCCUACAUUCUGCUGUGCGGUUACCCUCCGUUCUACGACGAGAACGACGCCAAACUGUUUGAGCAGAUCCAGAAAGCGGAAUACGAGUUUGAUUCGCCGUACUGGGACGACAUCUCAGAUUCAGCUAAAGAUUUCAUCGUCCACCUGAUGGAGAAAGACUCCUGCACACGUUACACCUGCGAGCAGGCCCUGCAGCACCCUUGGAUUGCCGGAGAUACCGCUCUCGACAAGAACAUCCAUGAGUCUGUCAGUGCGCAGAUCAAGAAGAACUUUGCCAAAAGUAAAUGGAGGCAAGCAUUCAACGCUACAGCGGUGGUCCGCCACAUGAGGCGUCUUCAACUGGGCACCAACCAUGAAGGACCCAACCAAGCCACCCUGACGAGUCCGUGCCGAGCGCACCUUCUGCUCCCAGGGGAGGACACUCAAAAUGCAGAAUCUUGCGGGGAGACGGGAUGCUCCCAGGCACUGGACGGGGACGGCAUGGACCCUCUGUCCAGCUGUACUUACCGCUGCCAUCCGACCAGCCGGGUGUGAUCCCCGUGCCGCUUCACUGCCUCGUCGACCCCAGUGAUUUUUUUCCAUUUUUAAACCCCCUCGGUGAAACCAGAGGUUGCGACUCUCUCACACCCUCCUCGUGUCUGGUUAGGAAUGAGGCGUCAUUACGACCUCUCGCCUGCAGGGGGAGCAAGUAUGUCCAGUCUGGGAAGGAAGGAAAUUGAGAAAAUCGGGAAGCGGUGAUUGAUGAUUAUGAUGACUAGUUGGGCAGACUGGACAGGUAGUUGGUGCUCAGACAAUUCAGAGUAGAGGGGGAGGAGUUUUUCUUUCCAAAGCAGGACAGAGCUGAGACUAUUAUUUGGACACAGCCCGUGCUUGCUGUUGUUGCUAUUUGUUUUGUGCUAUUUGUGCAUGAUCAGAAAAGAAAUCCCCCGAGCAUGUUUUAUCUUUGAAAGCUGCUCUCUUUCGCUUGUCGUCGAGGACGGGGGUGCCAUAAGCAAAAGCCUUUCCGAGAUCUUUUUGCAGUCUUUUGAAUGUAACGGGAUAUAGUACUGCAAAGUCAGCACAGAUCUGUCUACUAUAAAGAGACCAUUUUAGACAAUCUGUGAUCUUUAUGCAAAACUCCAAUCCGUUCCUAUGUAGCCUUUUAUGAGAUGGUAUAUACAAUAUGUGGUGUUUCCGUGCGGCUGCGACAAAGGCUUCCCCUUUGGUUUUGUUCAACCUCUUGAACCGCUUGAAGACAGGGAUCUUAUUUUUGUCUAUGGUGCCUUUAGGGGUUUACAGUUUGAUGGAUUUAUUUCGGGUGGGGGCUUCUCAAGUGUGUCUAUCUGCACAAUCUUUAGGUUUUAUAUUUAUCGCAUUUGUAGCUUUACAAUGUUUUGUUUCCCUCGAGGUUAGCUGUGGUUAUGAUAUUUUUAUCAUAUUGUUUUUAGUCCAGGCAAAUUAUAAUCAGAGUUGAUAUUAUACAAGCCUGAAGAUAAAGAAGUAUCUUCCAUGUGUACUGUAAUCAUGUUAUUUUACAAGCAGACUAAGAACUACAUUAAAGAAUGUCAAUGGGUCAUUAUUUAUUUCAUUUCCUCACCACUCUCUUGUGUCGUAGACAAUCCUGUAAUGUAAUCUCCAAGAAAUUCAAAUGCACCCCAAAAACAGACAUAUGUGCAAAACUGUUGUGAGUAUAUUUGCCAUGAGCUGAGCGCUAAAGAGAACUAAGCGAGAUGAAAAGAAAACAUAACGGUGUUGCUUCUAAAUAAAAAUGUGAAAGCUUUAUUCAGCAUUUCGUCAGGUAAGGUAAUGUGGUUGUGUUUUUGGACAGUAACUGUAAAAUGUAGGCUGUAUUUUACAGUGUUUCCAAAAGUGAGAUUUUUGCUUCUGUAGCUUUCAAAAGUACUCCAAUUGGGGAUGGAUAGUGAACUUAACAGAAUUCCUGUUGUCAUGCCAGUGUUUUAUUGUGCAUGUUGUCAGAAUUCUAAAGAGUUAAUUAAUCUACUGAUUAUUAUGACAUAAUCAGAAGACCAAGAGAAAUCUAUUUUAUGCUCAUAUGGUGUCCUCUUUUUGAAAAGUGGGCCAAAACUCCAAAAAAGGAAAGAAAACUAAACAUUCCUGCUCAAUGAAGCAAUUGAUGAUGACAUGCAUUACCAUGUAGCUAUGACCUCACCACUAAACUUGCUGUGGUAGGAGUUUUGGGGUUUUUUUUGGAUUGGGGGGGUUGCAGACAACACUAUAUCUGCUUUCAAUUACAGCAUUAGAAAAAUGCUCUUCACCGGGAUAAAGGUAAAAUAUUAAUGUGAAGGUCUAUCAUUAAAAUAGAUUUGUCAUACAAAGCAGUGCUUUUACCAUGAAUACGUUGUCUUUUUUUUAACAGUAUUUUAAAUUGUAAACAAAGAUGCAAUGCUUCAUGGGCUGUGGAAAAGUGGCUGUAAGUGAAACACAUUAAACUCCUUGUCUAUGCAGUA